Hevea brasiliensis (rubber tree) is the source of this 943-nucleotide messenger RNA. RefSeq names its product auxin-responsive protein SAUR68-like. The transcript has a single exon. The record is from RefSeq and is a predicted model, not a curated record. Gene Ontology annotation, biological process: response to auxin. Bases 275 to 721 code for a protein of 148 amino acids. Lineage: Eukaryota; Viridiplantae; Streptophyta; Magnoliopsida; Malpighiales; Euphorbiaceae.
AUUGUCUGAUGUGUCAUUGAACCAAAAGACAAAAUUUGCAUCAAAUUCUGCUCCCCUAUAAUGAGGAAUCUUGCCAAACAUAAAUUACUAUGCCCAUCCACACAAUUAUCACCUCCUCUAAAGAACUAACCACAUUCUUUUGCAUUGAUAAUGACGAUAUAAAAAAAGGUUAAUAGAGUUGAGUUUCUCAAACCUUUUCAAUAUAUAAGAACCACUAUAUUCCUCUCUGCUCAACUGCAAAAUCUCAAUCUCCCCUUCAACACUGAAAAGAAGCAUGAUGAUUAGCCCAAGGAAGCUCAUCAAAAUAGCAAGAAAGUGGCAAAAGAUUGCUGCCAUGAGGAGGAAAAGAAUUUCUUUUCCCAGGCUGAAGGGCAACAGGAACACAGAUUUUUCUCAAGCAUCAUCGGCUGGGUCAGGAAAUUUUGUCAUCUACACCAUAGAUGGCAUACGAUUUGUUAUUCCCUUAGCCUAUCUUAGCAGCGACAUCUUCAGAGAGCUAUUCAAGAUGUCUGAGGAAGUGUUUGGGCUACCAAGUGAAGGGCCUAUCAAAUUGCCAUGUGAUGCUGUCUUCAUGGGGUACACAGUCUCACUCAUCCAGAAAGGCUUAGGUAAAGAUAUAGAGAAAGCUUUGCUUACUUCCAAGGACACUACUUGCUGCUCAACGUCUGCUGGUUUCCCUCAGGGACAUACAGGGAAACAAUUUCUUGUUUGUGGCUAUUGAAGUUACACUUCAACUCUGUAAAUACCAAGUAGUCCUGAUAACUGUAGUGUACAUCUGUAGCAUAUUUCUGUACAUCAUAGAUGCUUUGAAAUGAAAAAUGGACUUUGUGCAAUUCAAGAAAUUGCAAACAUGAUUAACUGUAAGAAGUAGACUCAAUUCAUGCCAGCCUACCAAUUUAACUUGCUUCUAUUUCUAGUUCACAUAGUUAGUUGCGCCGUAAUC